Messenger RNA from Gymnodraco acuticeps, 1166 nucleotides. RefSeq lists its product as uncharacterized. Gene Ontology annotation, cellular component: nucleus. Gene Ontology annotation, molecular function: DNA binding. Lineage: Eukaryota; Metazoa; Chordata; Actinopteri; Perciformes; Bathydraconidae. The record is from RefSeq and is a predicted model, not a curated record. The transcript is spliced from 5 exons. Bases 91 to 843 code for a protein of 250 amino acids.
GGUCAUGUGACCACAUAUUUUUGAAGACGCAUCCAUUUCAAUCAUCCUGCAAAGAAGGGAGACACAUGGCUUGAGAGACCAAAAUCCAUCAUGCCACGCAAAUACAAAAGGAAGACAGACAGGGUUUCAACUCCUCUUGAGGAGUUGGAAAGAGCAGUGAAAGAGGUGCAACAGGGGAAGACCAUACGUCAGGUUGGAAAGGAGAUGAAGAUCUGCAGGAUGACCAUAAAAAGAUAUAUGGAUAAGAAAAAAAUAGGAGAAGUAACAAAGCCAGGCUAUGAAAGAACAGCAGUCUCCAAACGAGUCUUCAAUGAGAACAUGGAGAAAGAGCUGGCUGACCAUAUUAAGACACUAGCAGCAAUGUUUCAUGGCAUAGGUGUCAUGAAAUGCCGUGAACUGGCUUUUGAGUUCGCACAAAGAAAUAGCAUUGACAUGCCUGCCAGCUGGACCAGAGACGAAAAAGCAGGACCUGAUUGGUUCAACGCCUUUAAAGCACGCUACCAUUUGGCAUGCCGCGUUCCUGAAGCAACCUCUCUUGGAAGAGCUACUGCCUUUAAUAAGCACAACGUGGGGGAGUUCUUUGAUAACCUCUCUAAAGUGAUGGACAGGUACAGCUUCCCUCCACACAUGAUGUACAACAUGGAUGAAACUGGUGUGACGACAGUGCAGACACCCAAGCAGGUUGUCACAGAGAAAGGGAAGAAACAAGUGGGUUCAGUAACAUCUGCUGAAAGAGGAGAGCUCGUCACUGUGGCCUGUGCAGUAAACGCCACUGGAAAUGCAGUCCCACCCAUGUUCAUUUUCCCGCGUGUCCGCUUCAAGGACAGCCAGAAGGGAGUAUAAGUUCACAUUCCCCUGCAGCAUUGACAAGUGGGAUGUUCAGUAGUAGGCCGAAUCUGUGAAGAGAUUCAGAUGCAGAUGAUUUGCAGAUGAUUAGGUGCUCAUUUUGGAAUUUUAAUUUUGUUCUGAGUAUGUGUUCAUGUGGCGCUAGGCCUUGUUUAAGCAAAUUGGCCACACCACAAAACUUGGUGGUACAGCCAGAAGGGAACAUAAGUUCAUAUUUCCCUGCAGCAUUGGCCAAGUAGGAUGUUAGGUGUUCAUAGGCCUUGUUAUAGAAAAGUGGCCUUUGAUGUUGUUAAAACUUUAAAUAAACAUUAAAUAAAUAA